AGAAUGUAAUUGUUCUACACAAAAAAGCUGGAGAAACUCAGCGGAACAGAAUGUCGUUGUUCUGUUCCCGGUGUGAAUGACAAUUAAAGACUCGACUGCUUGGAGCCCAGAGUGCCGGCGGCCACGGGUCGGGGACGUACAGAGAGGGGAGGGCAAGUCUGGCAGUCCCAGUGACAUCUGAUGCAGCGGGAGAAGGGGAGAGGGGGGAUCGGGUUACUGCAACAGCGGCCCCGGGUUACCGGACCCGCCGGCUAUAAGUGUCGGGCUGUUGCCCGAGCGGGGAGCACAAGAUGCCGCGGGCAGCGGGGAGCGGGGAGCAGCCAGCCGGAGCUCAGUGCCCGGAGCACGGCGAGGAGGUAGAGCUGUACUGUACCCAGGACAAGAAGCCCCUGUGCCGACUGUGUGUGGAGGGCGGCCGGCACAGGGGCCACUCCAUCAGCCCCGUCAAUGAGUCCAUCCGCGUCUACCAGAAUGAAUUGAAGACCACUCUUGACAGCCUGAAGGAGAGGAAGGCAGUGUUUACUGUGAUUAUGGACAAUCAGCAGCGCAAGAUCUCAGCACUCAAGGGCACGGUGGAGAGCUUGGGCCGCCAGGUGACGGAGGAUUUUGCAGCCAUGAGGCGGUUGUUGGACGAGAGGGAGCGGGCAGUGCGGAGGGAGCUGGCAGUGUACGUGGGCAGCCUGGUGCAGCCGCUGGAGGGGAACCUGCGGGUGAUUCAGCGGGCACUCAUCACCGUGCAGAAGGACAUCAUCCAGUGCCAGGCCGUGGUCAACCAGUGGGACAGUCUGCGCUUCCUACAGGAGUUCAAUUGGCUGAGAGAAAGGCCCCGCGAGGAGGUUCACUGUCCGGCUGCCAUCUCUGCCCAGCCGUGCCUGGGCCUCUUCAGAGGGCCGCUGCAGUACCGUGUGUGGAAGGAGAUGAGGAGCUGCAUCAGCCCAGUGCCAGCGUCGCUGAGCUUGGACCCGGACACCGCCAACGCCUGGCUGGAACUGCGGGCGGAUCUUGCGGCUGCCGGCCUGGGCGACAACUGCCGCCCUCUGCCCACCAACCCGCGGCGAUUCGACCCUUCACCGUGCGUGCUGGCCAGCGAGGGCAUGGAGGGCGGCCGCCACUACUGGGAGGUGGAGGUCGGGGACAAGACGGAGUGGGCGCUCGGGGUGGCGAGGGAGACGGCGGAGAGGAAGGGUCACCUCACCCUCUCCCCCCAGGACGGCUACUGGGCCGUGUGGCUACGCCGGGGCGUGGAUUACCGGGCGCUCACCUCGCCCCCAACCCGCCUGCUCCCCGCCCUCCGCCCUUCCCGGCUGGGCGUGUACGUGGACUACGAGGCCGGGCAGGUGUCCUUCUACAAUGCUCGCGACAUGUCCCACCUCUACACCUUCUCCGCUGCCUUCACCGAGAAGAUCUACCCCUUCUUUAGCCCGGGGAUCCGGGACGGGGGUGAGAACCGGGCCCCGCUCACCCUGUUCCACCUGCGGCUGUAGACUGUCUCUUCCACCCGGCCUGGCCCAGCCUGGCCCGGGACACCGGUCUACAAGGCGGCUUCCUCCCUGUGAGACAGGGGAUGCAUUGUGUUAGCAAUGGUUUAUAGACGGGGGAUGUGUUAGCAUUGGUUUAUAGACGGGGGAUGCAUUGGGUUGAGAAGGAGUUUCUUCCCAGAGGCAAUUCGGACUGUAAAUGCCUAUCUCACCAGGGACUAACUCUACUGAACGUUUUUCCUUCCAUUAUUUAUUAUGUAAAAGAAUAUGUGUGUUAUGAUUGUGUUUAUAAUUUGUUUGGUUGUUUUGUUGUUUGUCUUUUGCACAAAAGUCCGCGAGCAUUGCCACUUUCAUUUCACUGCACAUCUCGUAUGUGUAUGGACAAAUAAACUUGAC
This is a messenger RNA of Leucoraja erinaceus (little skate), 1874 nucleotides long. Its product is annotated as nuclear factor 7, brain-like. NCBI's taxonomy places the organism in Eukaryota, Metazoa, Chordata, Chondrichthyes, Rajiformes, Rajidae. The transcript is spliced from 6 exons. The record is from RefSeq and is a predicted model, not a curated record. Gene Ontology annotation, molecular function: protein binding; zinc ion binding. Bases 291 to 1484 code for a protein of 397 amino acids.